CAGGCUGUGAGGUGACACGGAGCUGUGCCUUGGGAAGGGGUGAGGGCGGCAAGUAGCCCGCAGGGCGGCGGCGGCGGCGGCCCCCUAUAUUUAUUUCCUAUCAACCACUGAUGAAGAUAUAUCUGUGUAUGUGCUGGAGUGACUGCCAGAACUCCCCUUUAUUGGCCAGAGACAGUCCAUUUGGUUCACUAAUUUUUGUUUUCCCUACUGCUUUGAGCUUUACUGUAAUGGCUGAAAAACUUGGAAAAUAAAAUGAACGUGCUGUGGUCUUGAACAUAAUUUUUUUGAGGAAAAAUUAAAGUGCCAGAGUGAAAGCCACAAUGGCAUCCAGAGAGAGGCUCUUUGAACUUUGGAUGCUUUAUUGUACGAAGAAAGAUCCAGAUUAUCUGAAGCUAUGGUUGGACAAUUUUGUUUCUAGCUAUGAACAGUUUUUAGAUGUCGACUUUGAAAAGCUGCCUACCAGGGUAGAUGAUAUGCCUCCGGGAAUAUCUCUGCUUCCUGAUAAUAUUCUUCAGGUUCUGAGGAUCCAGCUACUACAGUGUGUAGAGAAAACAGCCGAUGGUUUAGAGGAACAACAACAAGCCUUGUCAAUUUUGCUUGUCAAGUUCUUCAUUAUUCUUUGCAGAAAUCUUUCAAAUGUAGAAGAAAUUGGGACUUGCUCUUAUAUUAACCAUAUCAUCACCAUGACAACACUCUAUAUUCAGCAAUUAAAAAGCAAACAAAAGGAGAAGGAAAUGGCAGAUCAGACAUCUAUUGAAGAAUUUGUGAUCCAUGCAUUGGCAUUUUGUGAAAGUUUGUAUGAUCCAUAUAGGAAUUGGAGACAUAGAAUUUCGGGACGAAUCCUUAGUUCUGUGGAAAAGAGCAGACAGAAAUAUAAGCCAGCUUCUCUCACAGUGGAGUUUGUUCCUUUCUUUUAUCAAUGUUUUCAGGAAAGUGAACAUCUCAAGGAAAGUCUUAAAUGUUGCUUACUACAUCUCUUUGGAGCCAUUGUAGCCGGUGGGCAGAAAAAUGCUUUGCAAGCAAUUUCUCCAGCCACCAUGGAAGUUCUUAUGCGAAUUUUGGCAGAUUGUGAUUCUUGGGAGGAUAGAGAUCCUGAAGAAGUGGGGAGGAAGGUAGAACUAACUCUGAAGUGCCUUACAGAAGUGGUACAUAUCCUUCUCACUAGCAGCUCUGACCAGCGUCAAGUGGAAACCAGUACUAUUUUGGAGAACUAUUUUAAGUUCCUCAAUUCAGAUCAUUCUGCUUUACCUAAUAAAAAGAGAUCCAGACAGUGGGAAAGCCGGUUUAUAGCUCUACAGAUCAAAAUGCUGAAUACCAUCACAGCCAUGUUAGAUUGCACCGAUAGACCUGUUCUUCAGGCCAUUUUUCUUAACAGUAAUUGCUUUGAACAUCUCAUACGACUGCUACAGAACUGCAAGCUACUUUUAAAUGCUAACAAUAAGGUGGCAGACAAGAAUGAGAAAGAUCUUGCCAACAAAUUACUGACAGAAAUGAAUGAGGACCAGGUGUUUCAGGGCCAGUUGGAUUGCUUGGCAGUAUCAACUAUUCAGGCUCUGACAGCAGUAAUGAACAAAUCUCCAGCUGCUAAGGAAGUAUUCAAAGAAAGAAUCGGUUAUUUACAUAUGUUUGAAGUUCUAAAAUCUUUGGGUCAGCCAUCACUGGAACUGCUUAAAGAACUUAUGAAUAUGGCUGUAGAGGGUGAUCACACAUCAGUUGGGAUUUUGGGCAUUAGUAAUGUCCAUCCUCUCUUGCUUCUUAUCCAGUGGCUUCCAGAGCUAGAAUCCUAUGACCUGCAAAUCUUCAUUUCUGAUUGGCUGAAAAGAAUUUGUUGUAUUAAUAGGCAGAGUCGAACUACUUGUGUCAAUGCAAACAUGGGAAUUAGAAUAAUUGAAACCCUUGAAUCCCAUUCUUCCCUCCAUCGACUGUGUGCUGAGAACUUGAUUGCAAUCCAUGGUUCCCUGGGGAGUCAGUCAGUGAGCUUAGAAGAAGUCCGUCGACUCCUAAGAUUGCUGAGAGUGGAUGAAUCUGCAUGUAUACACUCAUACACCAUUCCUGUGACUCGAGCAAUCCUGACAAUGGCCCGAAAACAAAGUCUAGAAAGUGCCCUUCAGUAUUUUAAUUUAUCACAUAGUAUGGCAGGAAUUUCUGUUCCUCCCAUACAGAAAUGGCCAGGGUCUGCAUUUUCUUUCAGUGCUUGGUUUUGUUUAGAUCAGGAUCAGGUGACUCUUGGCAUUGCUAACAAAGGAGGAAAAAGAAAACAGUUAUACAGCUUUUUUACAGGAAGUGGCAUGGGUUUUGAAGCUUUUAUUACCCAUUCAGGUAUGUUAGUUGUGGCGGUGUGCACAAAAAGAGAAUAUGCAACAGUUCUCCUUCCUGACCACAGUUUCUGUGAUUCUCUCUGGCACAAUAUAACAAUUGUUCACAUGCCGGGAAAAAGGCCCUUUGGUCAGAGUCUUGUCUAUAUCUAUGACAAUGGACAACAGAAGGUCUCUGCCCCUCUCAGAUUUCCUGCCAUGAAUGAACCUUUUAUUUCCUGUUGUAUUGGUUCAGCUGGGCAAAGAACCACCACUCCUCCACCAUCCCAAAUCCCAGAUCCACCAUUUUCUUCACCCAUUACCCCUCAUCGGACAUCAUUUGGUGGAAUUUUGUCAUCAGCCUCCUGGGGAGGUACAAUUGAAAAAUCAAAAUCUGUUACCAAAUUAAUAUCAGCUGGAACCCAAGAUAGUGAAUGGGGAUGUCCCACAUCCCUGGAGGGCCAGCUAGGUUCUGUUAUCAUCUUCUAUGAAGCACUACAGCCGCCUCAUGUGAAGGCAUUAUAUUUAGCAGGUCCAAAUUGUUUAAGUCCUUGGAAAUGUCAAGAGUCUGAUAUGGCUGACCUGCCUGGUAACAUCCUUCUUCACUACACAGCAAAGGCCUGCAAAAAUUCAAUUUGCCUUGAUUUAUCUACUAAUUGUUUACAUGGAAGAUUAACAGGAAAUAAGGUAGUGAACUGGGACAUUAAGGACAUUAUCAAUUGCAUCGGUGGAUUAAACAUACUCUUUCCUUUAUUGGAACAAAUCAGCUACUUUAAUGAAGGACAGAUGGCUGAAGGAAUGAAUGAAAGCACAGUUCUUGAAUUGAUAGCACCCAUAGAAGGAGAGUAUAUAUUGGCCUCCACAAAAGCAUCAGAGUCCAGACUAGAAAAAAAUCUAGUUGCAACAUUUAUCUUGAUUAUGAAGCACUUUAUUCAGAGACAUCCUAUCAACCAGGACAAUCUUAUUCAGUCCCAUGGAGUUGCAACUCUUGGUGCCUUACUUCAGAAGGUGCCAGGCACCUUAAUGGAUGUUAAUGUAUUGAUGGCAAUUCAACUACUAAUUGAACAAGUAUCAGUAGAGAAAAAUAUGCCCCUGCUGCAGCAAAUGUAUCAUUAUUUACUCUUUGAUUUCAAUAUUUGGAACCGUGGAGAUUUUCCCUUUCGAAUUGGUCAUAUACAAUAUCUUUCAACGAUUAUUAAAGAUAGCAGGAGAGUUUUCCGAAAGAAGUAUGGUGUGCAGUUCCUCCUAGAUACACUUAGGAUUUAUUAUGGAUGUGGUUGUAAAUAUAAUGAACUAUCUCCAGAUGAUAUUCGAACAAUAAGGACUUCUUUAUAUGGAUUAAUUAAAUAUUUUCUGUGCAAAGGUGGAACUCAUGAAGAAAUACAAAGUAUUAUGGGUUACAUAGCUGCUACUAAUGAAGAAGAACAGCUCUUUGGAAUUUUGGAUGUAGUCUUUUGUCUACUACGUACCAGCCCAACUAGAGGACAGCUUUUCUUACUGCUGUUUGAACCAGGAAAUGCUGAUAUACUUUAUGCCUUGCUGUUAAAUCAGAAGUAUUCGGACAAAUUAAGAGAAAUCAUUUUUAAGGUUAUGGAACAAAUGUUGAAAUGCACAAAUGUGUAUGAACGAAGUAAACAACGUAUUCGACUUAGAGAAGUUGGCUACUCAGGAUUGGGACUCCUUCUUAAUGAAUCACUCAUUAAUACUGCUCUAAUUAAAAAUCUUACCAAUCAAAUCAUAAAUACAGAUCCUGUUAUUAAUUUCAAGGAUCUGCUAUCUGUUGUAUAUAUAUCACACAGAACAUAUAUAAAUGUCAGAGUGGUUCUCUGCAGAAAGAUUUUACAGAUACUGAAGACUCAGCCAGAUGCAGCAUAUCAGAUAUCACAACAAGUGGGUUGGCAAGAUACUUUGGUCAGACUUUUUUUAAAAGCAGAUUUUAAAAAUGGAAAUUUUCUUCAUAAACAUUGUAGGAGUGUUUUAAUGAAAGAAAAUAAAAGUCCAUCUGGUGAAGAUACUAAUGGUAACUUUGAAAAAACAGAUGAAGAAAAAUUCAACUCUUUUACCUCAGCUAAUAUGUCUUCAGAUUAUUGGAGCACUGAGGAUAAACACUCUCUAGAUUUAAACACACCAUUAUUUCAAGAAGAUAGUUCUGUGGGAGAACUGUCAUUCAAAUCAGAUAAUCAAGAAGAAUUCUGGCACAGUAACCCUUCACAUUUGAGUUUAGAUCUUACUGGAAUUGACUCUUGUGAACCGAGUGAUAGUAGAAGCCAAAUGGCAGACAGCCUACCUAGCACGCCAUCUCCCAUAGAGUCUAGUAAGUCAUUUCCUGUGCAGUCUGACAAAGAAGGUAGCAUCACCAACGAUAGCGGCUUUAGUGAUGACUUCUCUUUACUGGAAAACCAGGAGAGAUGUGAGGAAGAACUUAUUCAAUUGCUGACAAGUAUUUUGAAUUACAUAAUGUGUAAGGGACUAGAAAAGUCUGAUGAUGAUACUUGGAUUGAAAGAGGACAAGUGUUUUCAGCACUGACGAAACCAGGAAUAUCUAGUGAGCUACUUCGACCAUCAGAUGAAAUAAAACUAAUUUUGCUACAGAAAAUGUUAGAGUGGGCAGUCACAGAAAACAGAGAAGCAAAAUUUAAUCUGAUAACUGCUGAAAAUGCCUUCCGACUUACACUGAUCAUACAAGACUUUCUAUACUCUGAGGGACUAGUCAAUUCAAACAUGUGGGCUGAGAAGCUGUUAGAGGAUAUCAUGCUACUCUUCGACUGUCUGUCAUUAUGGUAUUCUGAGAGUCCAGUAUGGGUAAAACUCUCUCAAAUUCAGAUCCAGUUGCUUUUGGGAUUCAUUGAAAAGGGAAGUUUGCAGGUUUGUGCAAUGGCAUCAGCUAAGCUAAAUACCCUUCUUCAGACUAAAGUGAUUGAAAAUCAGGAUGAAGCAUGUUACAUUUUAGGAAAGCUAGAACAUGUUCUCAGUCAGUCAAUCAAAGAACAAACUGAAAUGUAUUCAUUUCUGAUUCCCCUUGUUCGUACUCUGGUUUCAAAAAUUUAUGAGCUUCUCUUCAUGAACUUGCACCUACCUUCUUUACCUUUUACCAAUGGUAGUUCCUCAUUUUUUGAAGAUUUUCAAGAUUAUUGCAGUUCAAAUGAAUGGCAAGUUUACAUUGAGAAAUAUAUUGUACCUUACAUGAAGCAGUAUGAAACACAUACAUUUUAUGAUGGUCAUGAAAACAUGGCACUUUAUUGGAAGAAUUGUUAUGAAUCCUUAAUGGUGAAUAUGCAUAAACGAGAUCGAGAAGGAGGGGAAAGCAAGCUCAAAUUUCAGGAAUUUUUUGUGGAGCCAUUUAAUCGAAAAGCACGCCAAGAGAACUUGAGGUAUAAUAAUAUGCUUAAACAACUUAACAGCCAACAGUUGGCUACUCUUAGAUGCUGGAAGGCAGUGCGGCUCUAUAUCACAGGCGAAAGAGGUCCUUGGGCGGAAAGGAAACAGACUCCAAUUCACUGGAAACUAGCUAAUGUAGAAAAUUAUUCCCGCAUGAGACUCAAACUGAUGCCAAAUUAUAAUUUCAAAACACAUGAAGAAGCUAGUGCCUUAAGAGAUAAUUUUGGUGUCCAACAGUCACAACCUUCCAGUGAUUCGUUGCUUUUGGAAGCAGUAAAACAAGUUAAAGUUAGUGAUUUGGAGGAGGAUAAAUUAGAACUUCUUGAAGAAGACUUAACAGCCAAAGUAUAUAUUGAUGACAAAGAACAGGAUCAAAAAGAAAAAUUGGUGUUGACAGAAGACUGUGAACUCAUUACAAUAAUUGACAUAAUUCCUGGCAGAUUAGAAAUCACUACUCAGCAUAUUUACUUCUACGAUAGCAGCAUUGAAAAAGAAGAUGGAAUAGGCUUUGAUUUCAAGUGGCCUCAUUCUCAAGUUCGAGAGAUUCACUUACGGCGUUACAAUUUAAGGAGAUCAGCUCUUGAGAUUUUCCAUGUUGACCAAUCCAACUACUUUCUUAAUUUCAAAAAAGAGGUUAGAAACAAAGUAUAUAGCAGACUGUUGUCCCUUCAUUCUCCAAAUAGUUAUGGGACGAGAUCACCACAGGAGUUAUUCAAAGCAUCAGGACUGACACAGAAAUGGGUUAACAGAGAGAUAUCAAAUUUUGACUAUCUCAUUCAAAUAAAUACCAUGGCAGGAAGAACCUAUAAUGACCUUGCACAAUAUCCUGUGUUUCCCUGGAUUUUACAAGAUUAUACUUCAGAAGAGUUGGAUCUUAAUAAUCCUGCUGUAUUUCGAGAUCUUUCUAAACCAAUUGGAGUAGUUAAUGAUAAAAAUGCCAAAGCCAUGCGAGAAAAGUAAAUAUGAAAAUUUGAGGAUCCUAUGGGAACUGUUGAUAAGUUUCAUUAUGGUACUCACUAUUCCAAUUCUGCAGGAGUCAUGCACUAUCUUAUCCGGGUAGAACCAUUUACUACCCUCCAUAUUCAGCUUCAGAGUGGAAGGUUUGACUGUGCUGACCGACAGUUCCAUUCCAUUCCUGCUACCUGGCAAGCGCUCAUGGAUAAUCCUUAUGAUGUGAAAGAACUUAUUCCUGAAUUCUUCUAUUUCCCAGAGUUUUUGGAAAAUCAAAAUCAAUUUAAUUUGGGUCGUCUUCAAGUCUCCAAAGAGCUAGUAAAUGAUGUCAUUCUUCCCAAAUGGGCUAAAUCAGCUGAAGAUUUCAUCUGUAAACAUAGAAAAGCUCUGGAGUCUGAAUAUGUUUCAGCUCACCUUCAUGAAUGGAUAGAUCUGAUUUUUGGGUAUAAGCAGAGAGGUCCAGCAGCAGUGGAAGCACUUAAUGUUUUCUAUUACUGUACUUAUGAAGGAGCUGUUGAUCUGGAUGCCUUAACAGAUGAAAAGGAAAGAAAAGCCUUAGAAGGGAUGAUUAAUAAUUUUGGGCAAACACCCUGUCAGUUGUUAAAGGAACCACAUCCUCCUAGAUUAUCAGCAGAAGAAGCAAUACAGAAGCAGACCAAGACAGACACAUCAACUCUCAACCUAUUUCAACAUCUCCCUGAACUCAAGUCAUUUUUUAUAGAGGGCAUUAGUGAUGGUAUUCCACUAUUAAAGGCCAUUGUCCCCAAAAAUCAGUCUCGUUCUUUUAUGUCUCAAGGCAGCCCUGAGUUACUGGUAACAGUGAGUAUGAAUUAUGUUAUUGGAACCCAUGGAUGGCUGCCUUAUGAUAGAAACAUUUCUAAUUAUUUUACAUUCAUCAAGGAUCAAACAGUGACAAAUCCAAAAACUCAACGUAGUAUGAAUGGUCCUUUCGCUCCAGGGCUGGAGAUUACCUCCAAGCUGUUUGUGGUUUCACAUGAUGCAAAGUUGCUCUUCAGUGCUGGACACUGGGAUAAUAGCAUUCAAGUGAUGUCACUUACAAGAGGCAAAAUUAUCUCACACAACAUCAGACAUAUGGAUAUUGUGACUUGCUUAGCUACAGAUCACUGUGGAAUACAUUUGAUUUCCGGUUCCAGAGAUACUACAUGUAUGAUAUGGCAAAUAAUAAAUCAGGGAGGCACUCCUGUGGGCUUAACAUCUAAACCUCUUCAGGUUUUAUAUGGACACACUGAUGAAGUAUUGAGUGUGGGCAUCAGCACAGAACUAGACAUGGCAGUGUCAGGAUCAAGGGAUGGCACUGUGAUUAUACAUACCAUUCAGAAAGGUCAGUACAUGAGGACUUUACGACCACCUUGUGAGAGUUCCCUAAUCCUGACCAUUCCCAAUUUGGCUUUAUCUUGGGAAGGACAUAUCAUUAUCUACUCCAGCAUUGAAGAAAAGACCACCCUUAAGGAUAAAAAUGCACUGCACUUGUUUUCUAUAAAUGGCAAGUAUUUAGGGUCUCAAGUCCUGAAAGAACAGAUAUCAGAUAUAUGUAUAAUUGGAGAACACAUUGUCACAGGCAGCUUACAAGGGCUCUUGUCUAUAAGAGAUCUCUACAGCUUGACUCUGAGUGUCACUCCAUUAGCCAUGAGAUUGCCUAUCCACUGUGUUUGUGUGACCAAAGAAUACAGCCAUAUUCUUGUAGGUUUAGAAGAUGGAAAAUUGAUUGUAGUGGGUGUUGGCAAGCCAGCUGAGAUGCGUUCGGGUCAGCUUUCUCGAAAAUUGUGGGGAUCUAGUAAGCGACUCAGCCAGAUUUCAGCUGGAGAAACAGAAUAUAAUACUCAAGAUUCCAAGUGAUUACUUUUCUAUCCUCCCACGAUGAAUAACUGAAUCUUUAUUUACUGCUUUGUAAUCCUAACCACAUCUCUCCACUGUCCAAAGGCCUUAAGGCUUUUAUCCCUAAAAAAGUAAUUUAGAGAUUACUAUAAUUUGGUACAUUAGGUUGUUUUAUUACCAACAUUCAAAAUUUGUGGUUAACAUGGAAUUGAGGCUCAUUAACUAACCCUUGGUCUAUAUACUAAAUUAGAUUUGAGAAAAUGUAUUUGAUUUAGCUCAGUGACUCAUUUCUAAAGAUCAUUAAAUACAUUUUUUAAACUUCCAAAAUUAAGAAAUCAUGUUCAAUUCAUUAAUUUUGAAUAGAAAAAUGAAAGGUAUUUUUAUUAAAAUAGUAUAGAUAAUAGGACCGUUGAGAAAUGUGGCUUUUCAUUCCUUCUUUAAUCAUUUUCCUAUUUACUACUACAUAAGUAAUAUCAGUUCACUUAAGAACCUUCUGAUAGAAGUAAUAAAUUUUAAGGUACUGCUGCACACUCGGAUUUUCAAAAGUUCCAGUUUAUGUAGUAAGAUUAUAAUCACAGUAUUGAAACUGGCAGUUGGUUCAUCCCACUACUAUUUAACAUACUAGUAAUGAAAAUUUAUUGAGUUGUAUUAUUCUUUUUAAAUAAUAAAAAUUGGGUAGGAAAAAGGGAAACUGGAGAUGCAUUUCACAGAUACAGUUCCUUAAUAGUAUAUUUAAGCAAGAAUGCUGACUGUGACUUUGAAGAUUUGUCUUUUAAAAGUAGCAUAUGUAGUACAAUUUACAUUGAGAAAUUCAAAUUAUCUUGACUUUUUUUCUAGUAAGUAUAUACUAUGUUUUGCUCUAUAAUUAGAAGAAUUAGUAAUAAUAUUCAGAUAUACAACUUUCAUAUGUUGAAUGCAUUUUCAGGAAAGAAUGAUUUCAGAGUUUCCUUAGUCUGUGAACAAUGAUAACAAAAGACUUCUCAAGUUUUUGUUUGUUUGUUUGUUUGUUUUUGUUUUUUUUGUGCAUGUGAGUGUGCUGGUACUGGGGCUUGAUCUCAAGGCCUAAUGCUCUUGCUUGGAUUUUUUCUCAAGACUGGCACUUUACUUGAUCCACUUGAUCUACUUGAUCCAUUUCUGGCCUUUUGCUGGCUAAUUGGUGAUAAGAGUCUAAAAGACUUUGCUGCCCAUACUGGCUUCAGACCACAAUUCUUAGACUCUUCUUCCUGAGUAGUUAGGAUUACAAAACACUAGCUCUUAAAAUAACAAUACUCUAUUUUAUUCUACAAAGCAUGGAUUUCUUUAUACCCAAUUGUCUUCUCAAUUAAAUCUUGGAGAAGAUAUAUUCUCUUUACAUUCCUUUCUCUAGUGGACUUCACAAAAUUAAAAAUUUCAAGAAAUAAAGUAUUCUAUGUAGGGAAACUUUUUAAUAGUUUGAUUUGUUUUGAGUCAGGAGUAGUAAUCAUUUUAUUUAUAAUAAAUUAAAAUCCUUUUAUUUAGGAAAAAAUAGCUAUGCAUUAGUCAUAUUACACUGAAAUCAACUGGUACAAAAAUAGAACAUGUAAAUGUGAAGGUUUUAUUUUUCUGGAUACCUCUGGAAUUCCUAACUUUUAUAUUCUGUUAAAAUAAGCAAAUAUAACUAUUAGCUGAGCAAUAAUUUGCUCAUUUCAACAUUAUAAGUCCACUGAAUUAAAAUCACUAUAUACAUUUUCACUUAUUGUGGUGUAUUUAGAUGUUAUCUAUAGAAAUGAUUUCUUUGUUGUACAGUGGCAGAAAUUAAAGUGUCUUUAAAGUGGAAUAACAGCCAGACAUUUUAGUUGAAGAAUGUGAGAUUUCAGCUUGGCUGUUACUAAGUCUUUUUUUCUUCCAGAACUGUACAUCUGGGAUAGUUGAAAUAAAAAUCUGAGCAUCUUUAUGAGGGGGAAAAUUUAUACUAAGACAAUGACUUUACUUGGGAAGAUGAGAUAAAGUAGUGAGACAUAAUAACUAUGAGCACUGAAGAGAAUAAAAUAACUUUAUAAAAGGUUUGAUGACCCUCCUCAAUCAGUAUUUUGUAGCCAUUUAGAUAAAAUUGGAGGAGAAAAGG
Messenger RNA from Dipodomys spectabilis (banner-tailed kangaroo rat), 10542 nucleotides. RefSeq names its product neurobeachin like 1 (gene Nbeal1). Gene Ontology annotation, molecular function: protein kinase binding. Lineage: Eukaryota; Metazoa; Chordata; Mammalia; Rodentia; Heteromyidae. The record is from RefSeq and is a predicted model, not a curated record. Gene Ontology annotation, cellular component: cytosol; membrane. Gene Ontology annotation, biological process: intracellular protein localization. The transcript is spliced from 56 exons.